UUGGGCUUUUAUAGGCCGAGGCGCCCGCACUCGCUGAGUCCCCGCUGCUGGCCCACACUCAUCAUGCGUCCUGGGGCACUGUGGCCGCUGCUUUGGGGAGCCCUGGUCUGGGCGGUGGGAUCCGUGGGUGCCGUGAUGGGCUCGGGGGAUUCAGCGCCCGGUGGUGUGUGCUGGCUCCAGCAGGACAGAGAGGCCACCUGCAGUCUGGUGUUGAAGACUGAUGUCAGCCGUGAGGAGUGCUGUGCUUCCAGCAACAUCAAUACAGCCUGGUCCAAUUUCACUUACCCAGGCAAUAAAAUCAGCCUGCUGGGGUUCCUGGGGCUUGUCCACUGCCUCCCAUGCAAAGAUUCCUGCGACGGAGUGGAGUGCGGGCCCAGCAAGGUGUGCCGCAUGGUGGUGGGCCGUCCACACUGUGAAUGCGCACCAGACUGCGAGGGGCUUCCCGCGGGCUUGCAGGUCUGCGGCUCUGAUGGCGCCACCUACCGAGACGAGUGCGAGCUGCGCGUCGCGCGCUGCCGCGGGCACCCAGACCUGCGUGUUAUGUACCGAGGCCGCUGCCAAAAGUCCUGCACUCACGUAGUGUGCCCGCGCCCCCAGACAUGCCUUGUGGACCAGACUGGCAGCGCACAUUGCGUGGUGUGUCGUGCCGCGCCCUGCCCGGUGCCUUCCAGACCCGGCCAGGAGCUCUGUGGCAACAACAACGUUACCUAUAUCUCCUCGUGUCACCUGCGCCAGGCUACCUGCUUCCUGGGCCGCUCCAUUGGGGUUCGCCACCCGGGUAUCUGCACAGGUGCCCCCAAAGUACCACCAGAGGAGGAAGAGAACUUCCUGUGAGCUGCAGCAGCUGGGCCUGGUAUUUGAGGCCAUCCCAAUUUUAUUUAUUGUCACAGAAAAGAUUCUAAUUUAUGUCACGUGGACAUUCCCCAAACCUGGCCUGGAACCACUUUCGGAUCCUCUAGGAUCCUGAGCACAUAUCACAAAGACUGAAGGGAGAUUUUAUAA
Phodopus roborovskii (desert hamster) is the source of this 1002-nucleotide messenger RNA. RefSeq names its product follistatin like 3 (gene Fstl3). Bases 64 to 834 code for a protein of 256 amino acids. Lineage: Eukaryota; Metazoa; Chordata; Mammalia; Rodentia; Cricetidae. Gene Ontology annotation, molecular function: activin binding; protein binding. The transcript is spliced from 5 exons. The record is from RefSeq and is a predicted model, not a curated record. Gene Ontology annotation, biological process: regulation of BMP signaling pathway; multicellular organism development; cell differentiation.